GUGCGCAUUGUUUAGGCGUACAAUUGGCUUUUGUGUACAAGGUUUUUUUUGUGAGUUUUAAUUGUUUACAAGUUGAAAUUAAUCAGUUUAAUUAGAUUGAAAGACUUUUGGUGAGUGUGAAAUAAAAUAAGUGCUGUUAAAAUGCUAGAAACAAAGAGCAUCGCUGCAUUGGCAUUCAAUGAGACGCCGCGCAAACGCAAAAGGGAAACUGGAUUUGUGCCACCCUUAAAAAAAGAUGAUGCAGCUGCCGCUGCCGCUGUUGCCGUAACUGCGUCAUGCUUCACCAACGCUGCCUUCAGUUCGACGCCAAAGAAACUUAUCGGGCGUCGUCGCCUGGCCAAAGAAACCGAGAACAUAAAUCCAUUUGGCAAUCAUCCUGGCCUGGAAAUCAAAUCCAUUGCGGAUUUGGCAACAUCACAGAAGCAACAGCAACAGCAGCAGGAAAAGCAGUUGACACUGAAUCCCUUUGAAGUUGUGCGUCAUCCGUCAAAGAAAAAGAAAAGAAGCGAGCACGCUUGCUUUGAGAAUCCUGGACUUAAUCUCGAGCUGCCCGAGCGUCAAUUUAAUCCAUAUGAGGUGGUUCGCUGCGUUGCCACGCCCACCAAGUGCUUUGUGAACGAGGCUCUCAAUUUGCGUGGCAGCGAUGCUCCCGCUUCCCUGAAUCCCUUCGAGAUUCAUCGUCGCAGCGAGAUCUCUGCCGCUGCCAGCAAUCCAGCGGGCGUGACGAAUCCGGCACUCACCGAGGAACCGCUGCCGACAAGUCUGAAAAUUGGUUUACCAUUUGCUCCGACUCUGGGCUGUCGCAUUGAUUUCAAUGGCAUGGAGUUGGCCAAUUUGACGCCCAGCAAACUGUUUGCCGAGAAGCUUGUCUUCUCGCCGGUGACACCGCUGUCGCCGCUGAAGACGGGGGUGGGGAAACGCUCACUGGACGAUAUCAGUGAGGAGAGUACCAUGGAUAUUGGCAAGGAGCUGGAUCGUUAUCAGCUGGAGCUGGAGAACAGCAUAAAUGAGGCGAAGCUGCGCAAGAAUGGCAUUGUGGAGGAGGUGAAGCAGGUGGAGGAGAUGAAACUGGUAGAACAGCUGGACAGACGCAUCAUUUGCACAACGCGCAGGCGCACAUUAACAGAGAUUAUAGAGGAGGUCACAGAGGAGACAGCUGAAGUGGAAACGGGAGAGGAGAAAGAGACGAAAGAGACUGUAGAAGAGAUUGUGAAAAGCGGCGAUGUGGCCUAUGCCUCCGAAUCGGAAACGGAGGAGCUAGAGGAUGAGUUGGACUUUAAGGCGCCGGCACGCUUUGUCCGUGCCUAUCGCCCAGCGGCCACCGUUGCUCCAAUUAAAGCCAGCUCCAUAGCUGGCAGCAAGGAAUCGCUGCAAUCGAUUGCUUCCAGCAAAUCUGCCAAGUCUGUAGAGUCUGUGAAAGGCCACAGUGUGCGUAAUAUGUUACGGAAAUCCAUACGCAAGCUAAUGCAUCCCAUGCAGCAGGAGGAGAAGGAAAGGGAGAAGGAAAAAGAGCAGGAAAAGCAGCCGGAGCAGGAGAAACAUCAUGGCAACAUAAUAAGCAGCAUACGUCAUAGUUUACGACGUCGACCAAAGAAGGAGGAACAGGAGCCGGAACAGGAGACAGCGCCGCGUCCAGCGGAUAUAUCCAUUAUAGACAGCAGCGAGAGAACCAUGAAAUUGCGCUCCAAUGUUAUACAAACGGAAUACAUGCGCAUCGAGCAGUUGACCAAUGAGAAGAAACACACGCUGAGGAACAGCAUUCGUCGCUCCACACGCGAUGUGCUGCGUCAUGUGUUCCACAAGAGUCAGGAUGCCUAUGCGACAGCCAAGUGAGACUUCUCCCAACUUUUGAUUUCCUCAACAACUUGUCAUCAUCAUCUACAACAUCAUCACAAAUGUUCUUUAAGCACCCAAAGAUUGUCUACAAAGCACACAAAACAAAAUUGUCCUCUAUUUUUUU
This is a messenger RNA of Drosophila innubila, 1960 nucleotides long. RefSeq names its product inner centromere protein (gene pon). The record is from RefSeq and is a predicted model, not a curated record. The transcript has 2 exons. The coding region runs from base 142 to 1833 and encodes 563 amino acids. Lineage: Eukaryota; Metazoa; Arthropoda; Insecta; Diptera; Drosophilidae.